Molecule: messenger RNA, 2049 nt
Organism: Pteronotus mesoamericanus
Lineage: Eukaryota; Metazoa; Chordata; Mammalia; Chiroptera; Mormoopidae
Gene: EEF1D
Product: eukaryotic translation elongation factor 1 delta
Exons: 9
Coding region: 29-1999 (656 amino acids)
Biological process (GO): translational elongation
Cellular component (GO): eukaryotic translation elongation factor 1 complex; cytosol
Molecular function (GO): guanyl-nucleotide exchange factor activity; translation elongation factor activity
Source: RefSeq, a predicted model, not a curated record
UGUGCUUGCUUUUAACGCUGCGCGGAAGAUGAGGAGCGGGAAGGCCUCCUGUGCCCUGGAGACCGUCUGGGAGGACAAGCAGAAGCAUGGGGAGGCUCCGCGAGCCGCCGCCCGGCAGCUCCUGGCCCAGGUGCCAGCUGUGAACGGGCCCGGCCAGGAGGACGCGGAGGAGGUGGACGAGGCCGAGGCCCCCGGCAGCUGCAGGGGUGGCCCCGGGAAGAGCCGUGACGGGAGGCAGCCCCUGCAGAAGAAGAGGAAGCGCUCCCCAAAGAGCUGGCUCGGCCGGGCGGACCUGGCCCUCAUGGGCCUCUCGGCCGACCAUGUCUGGCUGGACAAGCCGCUCUUCGACCAGGCGGAGAGCUCCUACCGCCAGAGGCUGGCAGAUGUGGCUGCCCAGGCAGCCCGGCCACCGGCUCUGGCUCCCAGGGGUCCGUGCACCCACGGGAGCCAGGUGGCCUGCCACCAUGUGACCUGGGGCGUCUGGGUCAACAAGUCUGCCUUUGACCAGGCUGAACGGGCAUUCGUGGAGUGGUCUCAGGCUCUGCUGUUGGCCACGGAGGGGAGCUGCCGGCCGGGGGCCGCUGACACAGGCCGGCGGGCUCCUGCACCGGACCUGGCCCUCGCCCGCCAUCCCGGCCCGCCAGCCAACGGCCAGCCCCCGCUGGGCAGUCUGAAGGCACUGGUGCGGGAGGUGUGGCUGGAGAAGCCGCUGUACGAUGCAGCCGAGAGAGGCUUCUACGAGGCCCUGUUCGACGGCCACCCGCCGGGGAAGGUGCGCCUGCAGGAGCGAGCCACCCAGGCCGAGAGCGCCCGGCGGGGCCGCAGAGACCGGCGGUGCCACAACGGCGCAGGGAGCAGGCGUGCUGGGCCGCGGAGGCCUGACGGGGAGGCCCCGCCCUCCGCCCUGCCCUACUGGUACUUCCUGCACAAGGACGCGGAGGCCCCCUGGCUCGGCAAGCCUGCCUACGACAGCGCGGAGCGCCGCCACCACACUGCUGAGGCCCUGCGUGCGGCCGGGCGCCUCGAAGCCGUCCCCCUGGCUCGCCGACCCGGGGCCCGGCCCGGCCUGUCCGUGGCCUGUCUGAGACCCAACAGGAAAAUGGCCACAAACUUCCUAGUGCACGAGAAGAUCUGGUUUGACAAGUUCAAGUACGACGAUGCGGAAAGGAAGUUCUACGAGCAGAUGAACGGGCCUGUGGCCGGCUCCUCGUGCCAGGAGAAUGGCGCAAGCGUGAUCCUCCGGGACAUUGCGAGAGCCAGAGAGAACAUCCAGAAAUCCCUGGCCGGACUCAAGGCCGUGCUGCCCAGCCCCCCUGAGGCUUCAGGCCAGCCUGCCCCCGGGACCAGCUCAGGCCCUGGGGCCUCCAGCGGGCCCGGCGGAGACCACAGCGAGCUCGUCAUGCGCAUCGCCAGCCUGGAGGUGGAGAACCAGAGCCUGAAAGGCGUGGUGCGGGACCUGCAGCAGGCCAUCUCCAAGCUGGAGGCCCGACUGAGCGUGCUGGAGAAGAGCGCGCCUGCCCACCGGGCCACAGCCCCCCAGACCCAGCACGUGUCCCCCAUGCGCCAAGUGGAGCCCCCCACCAAGAAGGCGGCCACUGCCACGGAGGAUGACGAGGACGACGACAUCGACCUGUUCGGCAGCGACGAGGAGGACGACAAGGAGGCCGUCAAGCUGCGGGAGGAGCGGCUGCGGCAGUACGCGGAGAAGAAGGCCAGGAAGCCCGCGCUGGUGGCCAAGUCCUCCAUCCUCCUGGAUGUUAAGCCUUGGGAUGACGAGACGGACAUGGCCCAGCUGGAGGCCUGCGUGCGCUCCGUCCAGCUGGACGGGCUGACCUGGGGGGGCUCCAAGCUGGUGCCGGUGGGCUACGGCAUCCACAAGCUGCAGAUCCAGUGCGUGGUGGAGGACGACAAGGUGGGGACCGACCUGCUGGAAGAGGAGAUCACCAAGUUCGAGGAGCACGUGCAGAGUGUCGACAUCGCCGCCUUCAACAAGAUCUGAGCCCUGCAGGCACUGCCGCGCGAGCCUCUGCCGCUAUUAAAGACUGAGGC